This is a messenger RNA of Arabidopsis arenosa, 915 nucleotides long. The record is from the annotation of a GenBank genome assembly. Lineage: Eukaryota; Viridiplantae; Streptophyta; Magnoliopsida; Brassicales; Brassicaceae.
GUUAAUGGGUUAACAACAGAGACAAAAAGCCUUAUAACAUGUAGAAGAUGAAGUCCACAUAAUUAAAUUCGUGGUUUAGCUUCUUUAGCUUCUGGAAUCUCCGUACUAAAGGCGCCGGAGAUCAGAAGCUAACACGGGAAGAAUUAGCCGGAAGAAAUGGCUUCGCUAGGUUUCAACCUCGGCUUCACCUUCUCCAAUGCUCAAAUUCAGCAGCAUCGAAAAGUUUCCGGAGGUGGAAGGGUUCGCGUUAUCUCAUGUAACAGCUCGUCUUCUUCUUCUUCUUCUCAAGUAUCAUCUCCGCAGGGGAUUUCUGCAGCGAAGCCUCCUGAGAUAGAGCUCGAGUUCUUCGGUCCGAAGCCGGGGAGCGACGGGUCGUAUCCGGUGGAUAAAGCAAAGGCUGUGAGUGGAGAUAAGCUUCUGAGAAGCAUUAUGCAGGAUAACAAAAUCGAACUCUACGCUGCUUACGGGAAAGUGAUGAACUGUGGAGGAGGAGGAAGUUGUGGAACUUGCAUUGUGGAGGCAAGUGACUUCUUAUCAUAUUCUUUAGAUUAUGAUUAUGGAUUUGUGAUACUAGAUGGUAGAGAUCUUCUGAACGAGAGAACAGAUACCGAAAACCGGUACCUGAAAAAGAAGCCGGAAUCUUGGAGACUCGCAUGUCAAACAAUAGUAGGGAACAAAGAAAACUCAGGAAAGGUUGUCGUGCAGCGGAUUCCACAGUGGAAGAAGUGAAUCAACCAGUGAAUCAAUGUAAAGCCUUAUUCGUUUCAUAUAUUUAUGUGUACAUAACACAUCUCUGUAUGUUGUCUCGUAUUAAUGGAGAUACGUUCGUCUAUCUAUAUGUAUUUUCUUGAGUUCUUGAAUAUGGUGGUGCCAUGAUAGUGAAAUUUCUAUUGAUAAGAAAUAAAAUCAAAUAAC